This is a messenger RNA of Paramecium octaurelia, 4014 nucleotides long. The record is from the annotation of a GenBank genome assembly. Lineage: Eukaryota; Ciliophora; Oligohymenophorea; Peniculida; Parameciidae.
AUGUCAAAAAUCCUUAAUCCUAAAGAUUAAACAUCUUUACUAGAGAUUGAAAAUCAAGUUGAAUUCAGUUAAAAAAAUUGCGCUUAAGUUUUUUUCUUUACAUGGGUUUAUCGAUUAUUGGGGGUAAAAUUUAUAUAAGGAAAUUAUUUAUAGAUUGGAAAGAACAAACCUUUAGUUUAGUCUGACUUAGUGAUCAUUGAUUAAGAUUCUAAUAUGGGAACUUCUCAUUCAAAAUUUGUGACCGCAUUUAGAAAAUAGGAUUUAAAAAGAUCCUUAUACUAAUCCUUUAAAUGUACCUUAUAAUCUUAACUUAAGGGUUAAUACUAUUUUGUGCAUUAUUUUAUGUGAUCGUUUCUGGGUUAUAAUUAUGUUCACCGAUUAUAACUAAAGAAUCCUAAAAAUAUUUCAUGUAUGCUGAGCCGGAAGAUAAACCUUCAUUAUAAAGCAUGUUAUAUUUUGCAGCCAUUUAACUUAUUUACAUGAUAACCCUUUCUUUAAUCAAACCAUAUUAAUUAUUUUAUUCUUCACUUUUGAGUGUAAAAUAAUAAGGAGCAUUGUAACAGGAGAUACUUAUUAAGACUUUAAAAUUUCCCAUCUCUCGUUCUAAACACUAUUCAACUGGAGAACUUAUCAAUAUGAUGUAAGUUGAUAUAAAUUAGGCGUCAAAUUAUUUUUAUAACGCGAUCAUUAUUUUUACAGUUCCGUUAUAAAUGAUAUGUGCCUUCGUAGUAAUCUUUAUAACGUUGGGAAAUCAAGCAAUAGUUCCUGCAGUUGGAGCAAUAAUUUAAGCAAUUAUUGGGUUGAUAUUUGGAUAUUUAUAUGGAAUCGUUUAAAAGAGAUACAUGAUUGCAAAGGAUAAUAGGAUGAAAGCUGUUGACGAAGCAUUGAUUUAUGCUAAGCAAGUUAAAUUGAAUACAUUUGAAGAUUUUUUUGAAUAAAGAGUAAAUAUUUAAUAAAAUUAAUAAUAGAUAAAAAAUUAUAGAGAAAAGGAGCUAAAACAAUUGAAAACUUAAGUUUUAAUGAUGAUUUUUAUCCAAUUAAUAUAAGGUUUUGUUGGAAUCUUAACUUGGGAGUGUGUGUUUUUAUUUGCAGAUGACAUCAAUUUUGCAACAAUGAGCAUUAUGAUGCAAAAUUAUUCAAGUAUUGUGAACAUUUUAUCAAACUUGCCUUUAUAAUUUAAAAAUUUUUAGAUGUCAAGGAACUCAAUGGCUAGAUUAGAUAAUUAUUUUGAAUAGAAGGAAUGCAAUGUUAUAGAAAGAUAAAGUGAAAGUAAUAGUAGUUUUGCAAUAAAAAUAAAUAAAGGUGUUUAUAGUUGGAAAUCAAAUGAUUAAAUGAAUUAAGAUGUUAUAGAAAUCAAAGAGGAAAACGAAAAAAUAAAUGAUAAUAAUGUCUUUAAUAUAGAUAUAGAUGUAGAAAUAAAAAAGGGAUAAUUUGUUGCAUUUGUUGGAAAGUAUUUAAUUUAAUUUAUAAAUUAAUUAGUUCUGCUUCAGGGAAAUCUACAAUUUUGAGAUCUAUUUUAGGAGAAACCGAUAAAUAAUCAGGUAAUAUUAUAGUCAAUGGGACUGUUAGUGUAGCAACUUAAGAACCUUGGAUUAUUAGUGGAAGUAUCAAAAAGAAUAUUACUUUCAUGAAUUCAUUUGAUGCUCUUAGAUAUAAAUAAGUACUUAAGAUUUGUGGAUUAGAAAGAGAUAUUGCAUCAUUUAAAAAUGGAGAUGAUACUAUUUUAGGAGAAAAAGGUGAUAAUUUAUCUGGAGGAUAAUAAAAAAGAAUUAAUUUAGCUAGAGCCAUUUAUAAUAAUGCAGAUAUCUAUUUAUUAGAUGAUCCUACUAGUGCUUUAGACAUUAAAGUUAAAUAUUAAAUACAUCAAUAAUGCAUUUAAGGAUAUCUUAAAAAUAAAACCAGAAUCCUAUUUACUAAUUCCUUAUCUAAUUUAUAGGAAUGUGAUAUGAUUUAUAUUGUCGAGAAUGGAAAAAUUGCUAAAUAAGGUAGAUUUGCCUAAAUAGUUGGUGUAAGUGAAAAUUAAGAAUUUUCUUAAAAAGAAAUAGUUGACUUUUAAUUUGAGGAUAAACACUAUAAAUAAGAGAACCCUGAAAAUUAAGAUGUUAGAUAAAGUUUGAUUCAAAAAGAAGAUUAAGAAAAAGGUGAUAUAUCAAGUUCUGUUGUAAAAUAGGUUUUUGACUACAUGGGCAAAUACGUGGCUCCUAUGUGCAAUAUCAUUUACUUUGUUACUGUAUUAGGUUGCUAAUUAGUCGGAAAUAAAUUUAUGGCCUAAGAAGGAAUUACAGAUUAAGAGUUCCGACACUUAGGAUUGAUUUAUUAUCCUCUGAUAUAAUCACCUGUGAUUAUAGCUAUAGUAUUGUUAAGCACAUACUAUUUAAUUAUGGGUUUAUCAACUUCAAGAAAAAUUCACAAUUCCGUAAUUUAUAGUUUAGUAAAUGCCUCUUAUACGAAGUUUUACAAUACAAUUCUUAUUGGAAGAUUAAUGAACAGAUUGAGCAAAGAUAUUUACAACAUAGAUUUAUUAUUUCCAAAUGAAAUUCAAAAUUUAACCAUUCAAAUAACAACUUUGUUGCUUCCAUUAUUUGCUUGUUUCCUAUACUUAAAUAUUGUUGCCUUGCCAUUAUUAAUAAUCUUUUUUAUUAUUUUGAUUUAUUUAACAGUCAUAUACUAUAGAUGUUUAAGAGAAAUAACAAGAAUUGAGGCUGUUUCAAAGAGUCCAGUCUUUUCUUUUUUCUAAUAAAUUGUCAGAGGAAUAACUUAUGUCAGAACUUGUUUGCCAUUAGAAAAAGUAGUCAUUUAGUAGUAAAGAAAUGUAGAUUUAGAUCUGGGUAAUUAGAUAAAUCUAUAUGGAUUUCAAUAUUGGUACUAGUCACUGGCAGGAUCGAUUACAAAUUGUUUCUAAGCUUUGCUCUUUAUCAUUUGUGUACAUAUUUAUAUCAACUUAGUUUAUAUUUCCAGGAAAAACUUAACAAAUGACAAUAUUGGUAUUAAAUUAGAUGCAGACAGUAUCAUAGUUACUUUUAAACUCCUCUAUCUCUUAUGGAAAUAUAUAAAUGUACCUUAUAAGUUUUGAGAGAUGCUUGCAUUUAGCAAAGUAAUUUUUUUUAUAAAUGAAGUAAAAUUGAAUAAGAAGAAAGAAAUAUAUCAUUAGUGACUCCUAGUGGGAAUGAAAUGGAUAUUUCUGAAGUGAAAAAACCCAAUAAUAAUAAAGAAGACAAUAAUGUUAUUUUAUAACUUGAAAAUUGUACUUUCCAAUAUAGACCAAAUUCAAAGUGUGUUUUAUAAUAAUUAACAAUAGACUUACACAGAAAAGAAAAAGUAUUAAAUUUUAUAAAUUUUAAGAUUGGAGUUGUCGGAAGAACAGGAGCUGGUAAGAGCUCUAUUAUCUUGGCCUUAACUUCAAUCCUAGAACAAACAGAAGGUUCAGUAGAAAUAGAAUCGAAAAAUAUUAAUUUAUAUUCCAUUAAUGAAUUAAGAUAAAAGUUUGGAAUAAUUCCAUAAGAUCCACUAAUUUUUAUGGGAAAUUUAAAAUAAAAUUUAGAUCCUUUAAAUAAAUUUGAAGAGUCACAUAUCUAAGAAAUAGCUAAAUAAUGUGGACUAUUAGAGAUGUAGAGUUUUAAGCAAUAAGGAUUAUAUAGUGAAAUUGCAUUAUAAGGUAGUAAUCUUUCUUUGGGUGAAAAACAAUUAUUAAACAUUGUUAGAUGCAUAUUAGAAAAUAAAAAUAUUGUUUUAGUUGAUGAAGCUACUUCUAAUAUAGAUUCAGAAACGGAAGAACAUGUUAAACAAGUAAUUGCAUUUUAUUUAUUAUUUUUUUAGUUAUUUUAAAAAUAUUUUUAGAAUGUAGCUAUGAUUUCAAUUGCUCAUAAAGUAACUACAAUCAUGAAUUCAGACAGAAUUAUGGUUUUAAAUGAUGGAUAAAUUACUGAAUUUGAUAAUCCUUAAAAAUUAUUAGCUGAUCCCAAUAGUGAAUUUAAAUAAAUUAUAGAUCUAAUAAAGCAUUCUGAAGCACUGUGA